CGGCUAACGAGUUCUUUGGUGUGUUCUACCAGUACCUCGAUGCCAUGAAAGUAUGAUACUAUUGUUGAAGGAAGAUAUUAUCAUGGAGGAGAAAAUGGUUGUUAACAUCCACGUGCCUGCGUUGGAGGUAGAACACUUGUGGUUAAAUGUUCCACCCUCAGUCUCAUGCAGUUGAACAUGAUAUUCUGACCUGCUAAGCAGCUAUGCGGCCGCAAAGGCUGCCUUGGAGCUUCCAAUUUGUACGCCGUCCCAGGGCUAGUUCGUCAUCGCUGCAGAACCGCGGGUUGAGACAAACCUACUUGUUUCGUGCUGCCGUGAAGCUUUCUUCUACGAUGUGUCGUUGGGUAAAUCAGAAAAGCAGCCCUAGUCUUCCGCUGAGUUUGCCGUGCAGAUAUUUUUCUUUCGGGUACGUUGGCCCACAAACUGAACAUGACGAAAGGAUCCACCGAAACCAGUCGCAGCAAAAUGACCGCAAAAAACUAGGACGAAGAGACCCAAAGAUGAGCAAACCGGUAGACGAGGGUCGCCACGAAGUCCGUGGGAGGAGUCAAAGUGUAAUCCGCAAGCCAGAAGCUCUCUUCGAUGUGGUGAGUGAUAAUGUACGAAUAAAGCUCAUUCGGCAUCUCCUGCAGGAGGUCGCACAAGAAAAGUCCGACGCGGAGCUGGUCAAGGAGAUUGACCUGAAGCAGCGCCUGAUUAUGGUAGUAGCAAGCAACUCAGUAGGUAAAGAGUUCAUCUUUAAAUCUUUGCUAAUUUAUGGAGCACGCUGCACGUCCGGGGCAUGAGGCUCUCGGCCUCGGGAAUCAGGUAGAAAAAGGUGGAAUACUCACGUUCUCAGGUUGUGCACUUGGCCAAUGAAAUGGAGAUCGGAGUUGUUUGACGAUGAGCCAGGUCUUGAUUCACAACUCGUUGAUGAUGAUGAGAUGUUCGUUCUGACGGUAUCUAAAAUUGUGUAUGUUCUCGAUCUCUAAAGUUUAGUGGUAUGAUGACGCUGGAAUAGUUGAGCGUAGGUUGCUGACGGAGACUGACAUUGCUGCGCUUCGGACUGUAGUUCGCCGCUAUUGGGCACGGUUAAAAGGAGGCAAGAAUACAGAUGACAAUGACCUAUGCGAGGAGGAUAGCCAGAUCAAAGAACCGUUAACGAAGGACAAGCAGGAUGAGUUACUUACUAGUGAGUCUUAUCUUUCGACGACGACAGCAAGUGAAAAAGACAAGAUGACCGUCCUCAAGGGGAAAGAAGAAGGCGGUUUCAAGCAGAAGGAGACUAGUCCUGUCGACUUCGUGCGUCAACUCCCAACACAGCUUAGCGAUCAAGAGUCCUUAAUCUAUGUGCGAGAAACGUGGAGGCAGGAGCUUGAUCGUCAGGGAUUUGGGCUACUGGAUUUGCAAAUGUGUAGUACGACACAGCAACAGAGGGAGAUGUGGCUCGAUUGUGUUGCGAAAUUCACGAGGCAGCUUAUGCAAUACAAUGAGCAGAUGGCUGCGAACAAAAUAAACGAGCAGAAGCUGAGCAGCAGUGCUGACGGACGGAGAAAACGUUUACCCGCGAAAAAUCAGGGACAACAAUUAGCGGAGAUCCGCGAAAAAGACGCUUUGGCUUUCUCUCACUACGUUACGAAACCAAGAAGCCAAUGUCUGAGUCUGAAUUAGAAUCGGCUAAGUGCAAACAGAGCCUUCGCUGCUCGACAAUGCUACCGUUUUUAGAAAUUACCGAUGAUCAGUCGCAUAAUGGCAAUGAAGAGAUCUAGUUGACAAGCGUUGAAAAUACGAUCGAUGUCUAAAUAUGGAAGAGACACCUUACAAUGUACGAGAAAACUGCAAACAAACAUCAACUUUGCUCUCUCAUAUUGACUCGCGGUAACGUGCAGGUGCAAGCCCACCCCGAGUGGCCUAGUACUUUGUUGCAACUUGUAACACAGGAAAUAGAGCGGCGUUCUGAGAGACUGCAGGUCUUAUGCGAGAAGGAGCUCCUUUUAUUGCUGCUUUCGCGCGAAAUUGGACGCAGCAGUAAAGGCGCAAACGUUGACAGCUCUCAAGUCGUCCGAGAACAGCUACAAGAGCAAGGGAGGUUGGAGACAUGCGCGCUGGAAGCACGACUAGAUCCUUGCUUCAGAGCCGAGUAUUCCGAGGUUCUAAAACUGGCCGUAUCUAUUGAGAAUGCAAGGGGCGGCGGUGAGUGUUCGCGGCGUCCUGGGUUGAGGAGCGCAAGAAUUGGGAAACUCGCAAGUAGGCAAUCGCACAACCUAGAGGACGAGUGGCACCAGUGGCUUAUCGAGCGCGUGGAGGCUGCAGCAGGCGUAGAGCGGUUGGCGGCUUGCCAAGCACACCUCUACAGCAUGUUCGACCAGACCGAGGAGAUCGAAGCGCAGAGACAAGCAGUCAGAGACGUUUGUGAGGCUGCGCAGCGAUUCUUCUUGGAUAGGUUUGAGUUUGCCGUCGCACCGCAUCAGCUGGUAGCGUUGUACAAUACCGACGACGCACUAAAGAUCCACACACGAGCUGCUGAUCGCGCACGAAAAAUUGGAGAAGUACAAAAAGUACAAAAAGAUUAAUUUCUUGUAUAAUUGGCUCUUGUGUUUACAUCUGCUACUCCCUAGGCACUCUCAAAUAGGUGCCACAAUUUGGCCGGAUAGUCAUUAUGAUCUGACUUGAAGUCGACAGUAGAAGCCGUGCUUAUCACUUUCACCACUCCUGUCCAUAAUUCGAUCGCACCAGGAAAUGGCUUCUCCGCUACGGGACAACGCAUCAUCACAGCCCAAAAUACUUGCUGUUGUCUUGCGGAAAAUCGUCACUGAGGAGCUGGAAAAUUCGCCACGAGCUGACUCCUUAGUCCAGUGGUGGCUUUCAGAAGCGUCCGCUGAGGACAAACACAAGCACAAAGGUAGAUUUGACAGGGGCAAGACCACACAUUCAUACAGCACGCACCAAAAGGGUUCUUCAUUACCUAGAACAGUAACUGCCGCAUCGAAUAAGAGAAGCCUGAAAGCAUAGGAGAUUGUAAUCAAGACGCGCCUUGUAAAACUCUAGUAUGAUCAUCUUCUUCUUCACUGAGACCGCUGAAUGACCUGCAUUGGAACGUUUGCGGUCUAAUCGCGCUGGGGAUCAAUCAGUGCCGCCGGA
Molecule: messenger RNA, 3120 nt
Organism: Amoebophrya sp. A25
Lineage: Eukaryota; Dinophyceae; Syndiniales; Amoebophryaceae
Source: the annotation of a GenBank genome assembly